Oreochromis niloticus (Nile tilapia) is the source of this 4030-nucleotide messenger RNA. Its product is annotated as Fc receptor-like B. Gene Ontology annotation, molecular function: transmembrane signaling receptor activity. The transcript has 2 exons. Gene Ontology annotation, biological process: cell surface receptor signaling pathway; immune response. The record is from RefSeq and is a predicted model, not a curated record. The coding region runs from base 367 to 960 and encodes 197 amino acids. Gene Ontology annotation, cellular component: external side of plasma membrane. NCBI's taxonomy places the organism in Eukaryota, Metazoa, Chordata, Actinopteri, Cichliformes, Cichlidae.
AAAUAGACAUUUUCUGCAUCUUAUUUUUAAUGCUGUCUGGCAUGUAUAAACUUUCAAUAAAGCUUGUCUCUACAAACUGAGGCAUUAAAUCCAACACCACUGUUUUGUUGUUUUUAAUAACAUUAAUUAUAACUGUGCAUCUGAGAGCACUGAACCUGGACCAGCCAGGAUCUGACUGCAUACUUGGCUACUGUGUUUACUAUCAGUAUCAGUAUCAGAUUUUAAAUGUAAAGUGAGGAUCUGAUUUGGGAAUACUGAAGACACGUGAUGUAAUUACUGCAAUAUAUGUUUUAUUUUGGGUGGCUGUGUUACUGUUGUUGAAACAGUAAAAGAUUCUGAGACUCAGUUGGUCAUUCUCUUUUAAAAAUGAAUUCACAUCAUACCCUCUUCCUCACAGCUCAUCUGACUGUGAGUCCCAGCAGCUCUCAGUUUUUUAAAUAUGACUUUAUAUCUCUGAGCUGUGAGGAGGACGACAGCUCUGCUGGAUGGACUCUGAGGAGAAACACAAGCAAACAACAGAGGACUCAGUGUGGAGAUGAGUGGGGAAAACCAGCUGAGUCUUCCUGUACCAUCAGCUACACUGACCCAUUAGACAGUGGGGUUUACUGGUGUGAGUCCAGAGAGGGUCCCAUCAGUAACAUGGUUAACCUGACAGUCACUGGUGGAUCAGUGAUCCUGCAGAGUCCUGUCCUCCCUGUGAUGGAGGGAGAUGAUGUCACUCUGCUCUGUAAAACAAAGACCACUCCCUCCAACCUCCCAGCUGCUUUCUAUAAAGAUGGCUCCCUCAUCAGGAAGCAGCCUACAGGUCACAUGACCAUCCAGCAUGUUUCCAGGUCUGAUGAAGGCCUCUACAAGUGUGACAUCAGCGGUCAUGGAGAGUCUCCAUCCAGCUGGAUCACUGUCACAGGUGAGGAGCUUCACUCUGAUUUCACCUCUUAUUUCAUCCACAUAUUCACCUGAACAGGUGGGAUUCUCUCUGCAGAAAAACAAACUACUACAGCUCCACCAACCACAUCAGCUCUUCCCUCCUCCUUCCUCCAGUGUGUAUUCAGAGUGUUCCUCCACCUGGUGGUGUUCUGUCCGUACUUCAUCUCCACUCUCAUGAUGGUGUCUUUAUAUCGACGCAGAGCCAAAGGUAACACUCUGAAUCAUUCUAUGAUCAAUCAAUAUGCUGAUGAUUGAUCAGAUUGAUCAUCUCUUUAUCUGAACUUUUCCUGUGUUAGCAGCUGAUAUAAUUUUGUAACAAUUAUAGGAAACUACAUGCAUGUCUCUGUGGUAAAGAGCUCACCCAACCAGGCUGAGCAGGGAUUGAAAGAUGUCACUGUAGAGCAUCACUUCUGAAGCAGAGCUCAUGUUCAGCCUCAUAUUGAUGGAAAGUUGUUCCUGCUCUGAGGAGGAUUUAUAUCAUGUGCUGCCUAUGUAUCACUGUAGCUCUGUACAAUAAGUAAUGUACAAGGGAGUUAGCUUAUGUUGUGGAGUUUUCUGUUAAUAAAGUCUGCAACGCGAUCAGCUGUGGCCAGCCUUUUUAAUUACUGCAUGCAGGAGAGCAAACAGACAGCAAAUAUCUUAGUUGUGCACUCAUGAGAGCUCUGCCUCUGAGACGUCGCAGUGUGUCUUUUAUAAAAUCACACACACACACAGAACUCCUGCAUCAUAAACAUUUGACUGUAAAACAUUAUUGAUUGUAAAACACUAUGACCACUUUGUCUACAGUCAUCACACUGACUUACUGUAAGCCUUUGUUGUUCAGUGUUACACUUACUAAAGACAGUACAUUGGCCUACAUAAGUGCACUGUAAAAGAUUUCAGAAUGUUUGUAUACAAACACAAAUACAUGGUACCAAAUAUAUUUACAGUAUUUUAGGUGCACAGUGUUCAUCCCAACCAACACAAAGUUGCACAUACUGUGGUCUACAUAUACAAACAACAGAAGAAUUUACUGAAUACAUUUACAGUCGAAACAAAACAAAAAAACAAUGAUGCUCCAUUCUCUUUUCUAGAUCCAAAUACGUCAGUGUUUGGAUAAUGUCCCAAAAUAUGUUGUUGUUUUAACCACCACCAGAGUCUAGACUCCAGGGCUCCUGACCUAAGUCCUGUCACCGCUGGAUCGCUUUCUGCCAAAUAUUGCCAAUUUCUCUAAAUACAUUAGUUUCUCUAUCUCAAUAAAUACUGUUUAAUUCUUCCAAGUUAUCUCAUUAUUGAACCAGUUGUCCCUGAUGGAUGAUACAUGUAUAUCAUUCAUAUGAUGAAUGACUUAACACUAAAAUUACUCACUUUUUUCUGUUGAAGACUAAAAAAUAAAACGAUGACGACUGAGGCUUGGAUGGAGCUCUGGCUGAGAUGUCAGUGAGGUGGAGAUGGAGAGGAGGUCGGUUGCACAAAUCAGAGUCUGAAAAUGAUAAUGAUGGAGGACACAGAUUUAAACUGUGAAAAGUUGAGGCUGAUUGGUCCAAAGAAAGCAAGCGAGAAGAUGAAUGGACUAGAGUAAUGAUGACAGUAUUGAGAUUGACGGCUACUGCAUGGUAGCGAUGUAGAAAAUGCAAAGGCAGCCUAACACUCAGGAAAACAGAUGAGUCAUUACAGAUCUUUGUUAUUGAACUAAUACACAAGUUUCAUAACAAUCGCAGUGAAAAUGCAAAAUGACAUACAUCUUUGUAACAUGAGUAGUUUUUUUCCCUUCUCUCACUGUUUCUGCACAUCUCACAAUGACAUGUCCUAAUAAAAUUAAUUAAAAACAUAACAUGCCCGUUUUAAACAAGAAAGGAAACUCUUUCUUGUUUAAAAAUAUUACAACUUUAAAUCAUCCUAUUUGUGCUUUAAGGGGGAAAGAAUAUAAACUUCCAACAAUUCUCUAAACCAGCACAAGAUGGCGCUCCAACACAAGGAAUGAAAUCGUCCCUGCUCAGGCAAGUCAGCGAUCACUACACAUCUAAUUAACCUCUGCUCACCAGAAACAUGGAUCUACAACUACUCCACUUUACACAGCCACACAAUGUAAUGUUCAAAAACACAUUAGACAUUUAAGGAAACAAACAAAGCCCAAACACAAUUAACAAAUAAUAAUGAUCCAAUAUUUGUGGUAAUUACUAAUCUGCAUUUAGCUAAAGUGUCAAAAUAGAGAUCCACUUAGUUCACAACAGUGCUCUGCUUUGGAGUCUGUUAGGAUGAAGUCCCAUGACUGAGCAAGGGCUACUGGGUAAUGAAGUCCCACUGAUAUAAUCUGGACUUUUUAUGCAACUAAACUGAGUGAGACUUUUGUCUUGAAUUCCAACUUUAUACCGAACCAUAUUUAUAGAGAAAAUAUAAACAGUGCAGUGUCAGAGUAGAGGAUAGAAAUCAGCCAGGAUGACUGUGAAACAUCUGCUGACAUCUUGUUGAAUUAAGUGGUGUAAGUUCACGAAGAGCCACAGGUCAGCUGAUCACAUCAUGUACACACAAAAAUAAAUAGUGAAGCUCAGAUUAGAAAUUAUUAUGAGGUGUGACUCUUUUCCCUGUGCUCAACCUUUGAAUCCCAAUUUAACCCUAGACUGGUGUAAUGUUACAGUUUAGGUGUGUCAUGUAGGCAACAGAAAACAGUUAUUUUCUUUACAUGUCUCCUACCUUUUUACACAUUUGACAAUGAAUUGUAAUUUAGCUCAAUAUGAUACAGCUGCAGCGUUAACAUGCAGUCUGAUAAUUAAUGAUUAUGUCUAAUUCACACCACAAAUUAAAUGGCCUGGAUCAUCCAUUACAUGUAGAAUGGAGCUGUAACUGGAUCACUGAAGUUCUUAAAUUGUCUACUCUUUUAAACAGACAUCUCCAAAUCAAGAGCCAGUGGACCUGUCCAGUCACACCUGAAGCUCUUUCCUAGUGGUUAGCAACAGUGCUAACCACUGCUCCACUAGGCUGACCUAUAAAUAUAAUUAUAUUCUUUAUAAUUAUUAUGUUGUACCUUAACCACUAAUGUACCUUAGCACCAGAGAUGGGUUACAAGUAACGCGUUACUGUAAUCUGAUUACUUUUUUCAAGUAACAAGUAAUGUAAGGGAUUA